Messenger RNA from Rhinichthys klamathensis goyatoka, 765 nucleotides. RefSeq lists its product as uncharacterized. The record is from RefSeq and is a predicted model, not a curated record. The coding region runs from base 16 to 744 and encodes 242 amino acids. The transcript has 3 exons. NCBI's taxonomy places the organism in Eukaryota, Metazoa, Chordata, Actinopteri, Cypriniformes, Leuciscidae.
GAGUCAGUGUCAGUGAUGGAGGGAUAUUCAGCCACUUUUCAGACUGAUGUUACCAAAAUACGUGAAAACGAUGACAUACUGUGGAAAUUUGGAGCUGAAAACACUCUGAUAGCUGAAAUCAGCAGAGAGAACCGAAUCUUCUCCACAUAUGAUGAUGUUCUUGAUGGGAGAUUCAGAGACAGACUGAAGCUGGACGAUCAAACUGGAUCUCUGACCAUCACAAACCCCACAACUGAACAUGCUGGAGUUUAUCAACUACUUAUUAGGGGAGUGAAACUGAUAUCAAAAACAUUUAACGUUUCUGUCUAUGCUCGUCUGCCUGUUCCUGUCAUCAUCAGUAACUCUUCACACUGUUCUUUAUCAUCAUCAUCAUGUUCAUUGGUGUGUUCAUCAGUGAUGAAUGUGAGUGAUGCGACUCUCUCCUGGUACGCAGGAAUGAGUGUAUUGUCCAGCAUCAGUGUGUGUGAUCUCAGCAUCAGUCUCUCUCUACCUCUGGAGGUGGAAUAUCAGGAUAAAAACCCCUACAGCUGUGUGCUGAACAAUCCCAUCAGCAACCAGACCACACAUCUGGACAUCAACACACUCUGCCACACAUGUGCAGAAGUCCAUGUUCAUUGCUGUGGUUCUACUGAAGCUGUGAUCCGAUUGGUCGUCUCUGCUCUGGUGGGCGUGGCUACUGUCACUGUUCUGCUCUAUGACAUCAAGACAACAAGAGGAGUCAAGAAACAGAUAGGCCCAUCAUAAAAGUUCUGACAUAACGUGGAG